This is a messenger RNA of Poecile atricapillus (Black-capped chickadee), 2508 nucleotides long. RefSeq names its product ELMO domain containing 1 (gene ELMOD1). The coding region runs from base 290 to 1315 and encodes 341 amino acids. The transcript is spliced from 13 exons. Lineage: Eukaryota; Metazoa; Chordata; Aves; Passeriformes; Paridae. Gene Ontology annotation, molecular function: GTPase activator activity. The record is from RefSeq and is a predicted model, not a curated record.
CAUGGAGCGGCGCGGAGCGCACUAAUACCACCUGUGAAGAAGAGGUCAUCAGUGAUCAAUAUAUUACGGCUCUAGCAGCACAAACCAAAUCAUCACCAUGAAACACUUCCUGAGUCCUUUAUAGAAGCAAAGAAUGUGGGAACUGUCUUGUGGGAUUGGAGCAGUGAUGUAUCAAAUCAGUGGUGCCUGAUAUGUCAGGGGAAAAGAGAAGAAACAGUAAUGUAGAACGGUGCUUGAAAAACAUCGUGUUUUUUCCUUCCUGCUCUUGUCCACUGCCUGGAGUUUUGGCAUGUUGUUUGUGAAAGCAGAGAUGCUUGCUGAAGAUGUGAUGUUUGUCCAGGUAUGCCUAUACUUCUACUGCAAAUGUUUGUGGCGCUGCCUGAAAUUCGUGGUCAGGAAACUAACAGGUCAAUGUGAAUUGCAAAGGAUCUGUUACAAUACCAAACCUGGAGCUGCCAGAACUAUGAAAAUAGAGGCAUCCCUGAAAGGUUCAAAAAGUAAGCGGCUGCAAACAUCAGUAAAUGUUCACCCUGAUGCUAUUGAAAAAACGAUAGAUGACAUCAUGGAGCUGAAAAGGAUUAAUCCAGAUAGAAAUCCACAGUUGGGAGUAUCUCUUCAGGCAUGCCUGCUGCAGAUUGUGGGGUACAGGAAUCUCAUUGCAGAGGUCGAGAAGCUGCGCCGAGAGCCGUACGAUUCAGAGAAUCCGCAACACGAGGAAAUGCUGCUGAAGUUGUGGAAAUGCUUGAAGCCGAAUUCACCACUGAAAGCUCGGAUUUCGAAGCAAUGGUGUGAAAUUGGUUUCCAAGGUGACGAUCCUAAAACAGACUUUAGAGGAAUGGGUCUCCUGGGCUUAUAUAACUUGGUGUAUUUUGCUGAAUGGGACACUGAGAUAGCUCAGCAAGUUCUCACUGAUUCUCUUCACCCUAAAUACAGGGAAGUCACUAAGAAGGAACUAAGCCAACUGAGCAAAGCUGAAUGGGAGAAGAAAAAGUUUGAUAAGGCAAUUGGCUACUCUUUUGCUAUCGUGGGCAUUAACAUAACAGACCUUGCGUACAACCUGCUGGUGAGUGGGGCUCUGAAGACCCAUUUCUACAAUGUUGCUCCAGAAGCACCAACACUCACUCACUUUCAGCAGACGUUCUGCUACUUAAUGCAUGAAUUCCACAAAUUCUGGAUUGAUGAGGAUCCACUGGACAUAAUGGAAUUCAAUCGCGUCAGAGAGAAAUUUUACAAGCGCAUCUUGAGACAGCUCCAGAACCCAGAGAUGGCUCUGUGUCCUCAUUUUGCUGCAACAGAAAGUUUAAUCAAUAUGUAGUUACUCAGUUGAUUUUAUUUGGAAGCACUGUCUCACUCUUGAUUUAGAUCACUGUUAGACCAUCACUAGCAUACUGAAUGACCAUGGCAAUCGUGUGCAUGUUUUUGGCGCAGUGUUCAUCUAUUUUUGUCACAUGAUCCCCUCAUACUUCUCUUGUUGGGGAUUUUUCAUUUUAAAUGGGUGCUCAUAUUGCCUCAUUAUGCAGUGUUACCUUCUGAAUUGAUGUCCAGAUAUCAGAGUUUUUCUAUUUUUUUAGACUUUUCCUCAUAAUUCAGCAUUGACAAUUGAAUUGUAUUUCUCUAGCGGUGUUUUUGUAUAUGUGGAAUAAGUAGCUGGAUCUUGUAUUGUGAAAGCUUUUUAACUUCUUGGUAUGUUUUAAGAUAACUACUGGCAUUUCAAGCAAAAUAUAUGUUUGGACCUCAUCUAGAAGAUAAUGUAAUUUAAUCUAAUGCAGACAAACACAUUAAAGUCCAGUUUUCUCCAUGCAACCAUUAUAUGCUUAAUGCAAAAUUAAUGAGGCUUAUGAGAUACAAGUUUCAGUGAGAAGAGUUUAUGCAGAAUUGCAAUCAAAUGCAUGAAUACCAAAUGGUCUGGUAAUGCUAACACGUGAACUGUGAACACAUUCACAGCUAACAGAUACUGGCAGGGGCCAAAAGUUAUAACAUCAGGCUGUUGUCACCAACACCACCAUGCUAAAGUAUGGUCUAGAUUCCUGCACAUUCCUUUGGAUAUACAGAGGCUAGUGUUUUGUGUCAUGUUGGAAGGCAACAUGAUUUGGUCACGUGGUGCUUGGUGAAUUCAGGGGAGGAACAAAAAUAUGUGUCUUUUCUUUGAACUACUGAAAAUGUUGCUUUGGUUGUUAAUUCAAUUCCUAAUAGCUGGGAGAAAUAAUUUAUUAGAAAGUUUAGAACAAAACUGCUUAUGUUUCCCAGACUACUUAUAAAAAAAUUUAAAAUGGCAAACUGCCUUUUUUUCUAAAACCAUAAAUAAAUAGAAGUGUUUGACACUAAGAUUGUGUAGUAUACUGAACAGCAUCUACCAUGGCAUUUCAUACCCAUGGUAUUUUUUACCUUCUAAGCAAUCAGUUUUAGUAUUAUAUGUUUGUGUAAAUCACUUGCAUAUGGAGAUUAAAUUGAGUAGUGUCCAACUACUUGUGAAUUAUAUGAAUAAAUUAUACAUCAUUCUAAACUGAA